AUGGAGAAAAGGGAAGAUCUUGAGACUAUUUUACCAUACUUAUCUCUAGUGGUUAAGGAUUCGUCUCUUUCUUGGUCAUCGCCGCGCGUGGUGGAAAUUUUAGAAGCUAUGGCCAAAGGACCGAGUCACAGCCGAGUCGUCUCGGGACAAACUCUGUCAGAUUCCAUCUCUGAGAUGAGACAAUCUCUCUCUUUGACUUCUCAUCUUUCUUGUUCAGCACGUCAAGGAUACGCUCUCUUCUUCGACGAGAGAAUGUCAAAAGAAGAAUCAAGCAAAUGGUUUAACGAUGUUUUGCCUGCAAUGGCUUGUCUUAUUUUGAGGUUUCCAGCUCUCUUGGAAUUGCAUUAUUUGAAUUCAGAGAAUGUAAUCAAUGGAACCAAGACCGGUCUUCGUGUCUUAGGCCCCAAGAAAUCUGGCAUGGUGUUCCUCAGUCAGGAACUUAUAGGAGCAUUGCUUGCAUGUUCUUUCUUCUGUUUGUUUCCUGUUGACAAUAGAGGCUCAAAUUGUCUUCCAAACAUCAAUUUCGAUAAACUAUUCGGAAGCCUAAUCAACACGGCACAAAACGAACAUCUGGAGAACAAGAUCAAGUGCAUAAUUCAUUACUUCAAGAGGCUAUCUUCAUGUAUCCCUCCUGGAUUCGUCUCAUUCGAACGGAAGAUUCUCUCUCUAGAACAAGAUUCUACUUGUCUCGAAGCUUGUCCUGAUGCAAGCUUUUGGAGCACAUCUACCCUCAGUCUCUGCCCUGUUGAGGUUCAUACUUCUGGUUUAAUCGAGGAUCAAAGCGUUGAGGCUCUUGAAGUUGACUUUGCCAACAAGUACUUAGGAGGCGGUGCUCUUCGCAAGGGAUGUGUCCAAGAAGAAAUUAGAUUCAUGAUAAAUCCAGAAUUGAUCGCUGGUAUGCUCUUCUUACCUGCCAUGGAAGUUACUGAAGCCAUUGAAGUUGUUGGUGCUGAAAGAUUCUCUCACUACACAGGAUAUUCAUCUUCGUUUCGGUUUUCCGGUGAUUACAUCGACACAAAGGAGAUAGAUGUUUUCGGAAGGCGAAAAACAAGAAUCAUCGCCAUAGAUGCUCUACGUCAUCCAGGAAUGUCCCAGUACAAACCUGAAUGCCUCCUCCGGGAGACCAAUAAGGCUUUCUCUGGUUUCCUUCAUGUCUGCAAGAACCAAAGCAACGGACAAUGCACAGAUCAUGAAGAAGGAGUUGGUGUUGCUACAGGGAAUUGGGGAUGUGGUGCUUAUGGUGGAGAUCCUGAGAUCAAAUCUCUUCUUCAAUGGAUUGCUGUUUCACAGGCAAGAAGACCUUUCAUGUCUUACUACACUUUUGGAUUCGAAGCAGUCCAUAACCUAAAUCAGGUAACAGAAUUGGUUGUAUCUAAAGGAUGGUCAGUGGGAGAUCUAUGGAAGAAACUGGUCGAAUAUUCGAACCAGAGGUUAACAGGCAACAAGAAAAGAAGAGAGCCUAAACUUGGAUUAUUUGAUUGGCUUAUUUCGAUCAUAUCUGCUCAAAAGCAUUGA
Messenger RNA from Microthlaspi erraticum, 1515 nucleotides. The record is from the annotation of a GenBank genome assembly. Lineage: Eukaryota; Viridiplantae; Streptophyta; Magnoliopsida; Brassicales; Brassicaceae.